Haemonchus placei is the source of this 414-nucleotide messenger RNA. The record is from the annotation of a GenBank genome assembly. NCBI's taxonomy places the organism in Eukaryota, Metazoa, Nematoda, Chromadorea, Rhabditida, Trichostrongylidae.
AUGACCCUCUGUCAGUCGCCCAGAAGCCAAGGGGCGUUUCAAGAAACCGGUUCUUAUAAAAGUACAACUAUUAAAUUGGGAUUAUCACCGAAGUUUGUGGUUCGGAGUGGCUUAGGGCUUGGGCUUCGACUAGCAGUUUUACGACUCCAUAAGGUUAGAGGGCCAUUCGAGCGAAGGAGCGGAGCAUGCGGUAAAUGGAUGAUGUUCUGGAUUGUCUUUGCAAUGUACACUUCGAUAGAAGCGCUAGCCUACAUUUUCAUUUCAUUCGGGUUUCCAUUUAAUUAUCAACCCAAGAUCGUUUUCGUCCAGUGGUUGCUGAGUCCAUGGACAAAAGGCGCAUCCAUUUCAUACCGAAAAUGGAUUCAUCCUACGCUCCCCAAGCAUGAGCGGGAUGUGGAUGCGUUGUUGGAGUGA